CGUCACGUGACGCGGAGAAGCCCCAGGCCGGCUUCUCAGCCCGCCAUGUUGUGUGGGGCCCCCUGCCUGGGCUGAGCAGGGCCAGGCGCCCGCGAUGGCGGCCUCUUCCUCCUCCUCCUCCUCCUCGCCUUCCUCGUCCAGCAACUGGCUCUCGGGAGUGAACGUCGUGCUGGUGAUGGCCUACGGGAGCCUGGUCUUUGUCCUGCUGUUUAUUUUUGUCAAGAGACAGAUCAUGCGCUUCGCCAUGAAGUCCCGUCGCGGUCCCCACGUUCCGGUCGGUCAGCAUGCCCCUAAGGGUCUGAAGGAUGAGAUCGAAAUCCGGCUGUCCCGAGUCCAGGACAUCAAAUAUGAGCCUCAGCUUUUGGGUUACGACGAUGCCAGGCUACAGCAGCUUGAAUCCCCUAGAAGUUGCUAUAACUACAUCUACAGGAUGAAGGCGCUGGAUGCUGUCAGAGAGUCAGCAGAGAUCCCGUUUGUUUCUGAGGGGAGACACCCCAAAUCCUUAAUCGGGAAGAACUUCCGGUCAUACCUGGUGGACCUGCGGAACUCCAGCACCCCUUUCAAAGGUACCCGCAAGUCUCUGAUCGACACCUUGCUGGACGGCUACGACAACGCCCGUUACGGGACAGGGACGUUCGGCAAGACGGAAUAUCUGAAGUACCAAGACGCGUUGUACGAGCUGGCAGCCAUUAUUAAGUCCCGCAGCGGCAGCAGCCGGCAGCAGCACCAGUCGGCCGCCAAGGAUCUGACCCUCUCUCCGGACAUCUCGGGCCCCACCAUCCAGGUCACCUACCUGCCCUCCAGCCAGAAGAGCAAGCGGGCCAAGCACUUCCUGGAGCUGAAGAGCUUUAAGGACAACUACAACACCUUGGAGAGCACGCUGUGAUCCUUCCCUUCUCCUUCUCCUUCCCAGCUGCAGCCACACACAGCCGAGAGGGGCACUGCUCUGCUGGCCGAUGCCACCGGCUCUGCCUGUCGCCUGCCAGGACACCGAUGGCUAGAGGGCUGUCCUUCCGAUGUGAAUGUAGACCUUGUCGCGGAGGGGCGCAUCCCGAAUCCUCUGUUGAUGGUCCCCUCGUCCUCCGUGCUCAUCUCUGGACAAUCCUUGCAGCUUGUAAAUACUUCCUCCCUUGACCUGUUUAUUUCUACAUCCGCGGGGAUGCUCCCUCGUUCCUCUGCUGCCUGUCCAGGGAGGAGAGCGGCCCCAUCUUUAUUGUUUCUUAAAACCAGGAUCCUCCACCUGCACAGAGGAAAUCAAAAUCCACUUCCUGUCCCUCCUCCGUUCCACAUACACACCCACCCACCCUCCAAUUAUUUAUGAACCUUUUCGUCCCUAAAUUCUACUUUACUUUGCAUGGAGGUGCCCUGGCCUUCCACACGAGUCAGGGACCAGGGGUGGAUCUGCAGACCCGAGUGCGAGAGACGUUCAAGGUCUCGACCACCCACGGGGUGAGUAAACCUGGUGUUUGUUACUGAGUCAUUCCGGGGCCAUAUUCAGAAGGUCUCCCCUUUCCAUCAAGCGGGGACACAGUCCAGCCUCGAAGUCUUUUUUAAAUGGCUGUUUAAAUAAAAUGGACAUUGGCCCGGCCACAAGGUUCUA
Pogona vitticeps (central bearded dragon) is the source of this 1600-nucleotide messenger RNA. It is a transcript of the gene LTAP1, whose product is annotated as lipid transport auxiliary protein 1. The record is from RefSeq and is a predicted model, not a curated record. Gene Ontology annotation, biological process: phagocytosis. NCBI's taxonomy places the organism in Eukaryota, Metazoa, Chordata, Lepidosauria, Squamata, Agamidae.